Rotaria sp. Silwood1 is the source of this 1467-nucleotide messenger RNA. The record is from the annotation of a GenBank genome assembly. NCBI's taxonomy places the organism in Eukaryota, Metazoa, Rotifera, Eurotatoria, Philodinida, Philodinidae.
AUGAAGGCGAUUCCAACGGACAAGAAUGAGCUUAUUGAUCUCUCAGAAAAAGAAUAUACAGACAAUACAAACGAAUUAGCUAUUGUUCACGAGUUUCAAGAGAGUUAUUCGCCUGAUCGAUCUUUAUGGUGGUACACACGUGAAUCAUUCUUGUAUCGAAAAUUGAACAAGGCUCUUCGUACGUUGGAUAUUGAUGUAUUGUUUGCAUUUCGCUUCUUUAUUCGUGACAUUCAUGAACAACUCGAACGUUAUCGAUGUUCAUCACCCAUUCGGAUCUAUCGCGGUCAGCUUAUGGCAACCAAUGAACUAGAAAUGUUGAAAGCUUCAAUUGGACAACUAAUUUCAAUGAAUUCAUUCCUCUCGACUACGACCAAUCGUCGAGCAGCUCUUUCGUUUCUCUACUCUUCAAACUUAUCGGAUAAUUUAGAAUGUGUAUUGUUUCAAAUCGAUGCUAAUCCUCAUCUUGAUGGUGUCAAACCAUUUGCUGAUAUAAGUUCACUCAGUUAUUUUCCAGACGAAGACGAAGUAUUACUAAUGUUAGGAUCUAUUUUGCGUCUGGUCAGCAUUGAUGUCGAUGAACGAGGAGUGUCGAUAAUCCGAUCGACAUUAUGUAGCAACAGUGAUCAUGAUGUGCAAGCUGUCUUCGACUAUGUGAAGAAACAAUAUGGUGAUGCAGAGACAACUACUCUUUCAUUUGGUCUCGUGCUAGGUCUAAUGGGCAAAUACAAUGAAGCAGAGAAAUAUAUUCGUCGUCUACUCAAGGAAUUACCGUCAGAUCAUGAGGACAUUGCUGCUUGCUAUCAUGAUCUUGGUGAGAUAUUAGAUAAAAAAGGCGAUUAUGAUUCUAGUCUACAGUCGCAUCAGAAAGCGCUCGAGAUUAUGCUUCAAACACGUAGACCUGAUCAUCCAGACAUAGGGACUAGUUACAACAGUAUUGCUGCUGUUCAAGUAAAGACUGGUAAUUAUACGCAAGCAUUGGAAUCAUUCAGAAAAGCAUUCGAGAUUUGGAGGCAAGCGUUUGGAGAAGAUCAUCCUAACAUAGCCUUUUGUUUAAGUAACAUGGCUGGUAUCUACCAAAUAUCCGGAAAAUAUGCAGAGGGACUCGAUAGCUUGAAAAUGGCAUUACGUAUUCGACAACAUCAUCUCCCAGCCAAUCAUCCUGAUAUAGCCGAUACACACAAUAAUAUCGGCCUGCUCUAUUUCACUCUUGAUCAACUUGAUCUUGCCAUUGAACAUUUCAAUAUGUCGCUCAAAAUUAAACAAAUAUGUCUUCCUCCUAACCAUUCUGAUAUUGCUAUGACAUUGAGCAAUAUGAGUCUCGUUUAUGAGCAGAAAGAGGAAUUCAAUCAAGCACUUUCAUAUCUGCAAAGAGCAGCCAACAUUUGUCAUCAGACACUAGAACCUACUCAUCCCUAUGUACUCCAUAUUGAGCGACUCAUUCAACGUGUUUCCUCAAAACUAAAAUAG